UCCAGAACUAUCUAUUGAAGGAAGGAAGAAAGGAUGAUCGAGAGAGUCAUCAUAUGUCAAAAUGGCCGAGCUUAUAGCGAUCCCGUUGAAGAAACCGUCGGACAUUGACGUAAUAAAACCUCUUACUAAUAUUAUCAAAUCUACAUAUAAUAGCCCAGGUAAUCAAAAAGAUUAUACAGACGCUAUCGCAGAAUUCAGCAAGUUGAGAAACAACGCUUUGUGGCGAGCUUUUGAGAAAUAUGAAAGUUCUUUGGAGGUUAUCUACACCUAUUAUGAUCAGUUAUGCGCUCUGGAAGGAAAAAUCCCUGCUCAUGAAUUGCAAAUACCAUUUAAAUGGAAAGAUGCUUUUGACCGUACCAUUUUUGGGGGGAAACUUAGUUUAACAAUCAGUACAUUGGCGUAUGAAAAAGUAUGUGUUCUUUUCAAUAUAGCUGCUUUACAAAGCUCAGUUGCUGCUAUGCAAUCAUUAGAUAGCGAUGAAGGAUUAAAAUUGGCAGCUAAAUUGUUCCAGCAAGCGGCUAGUAUAUUUAAUUUUUUAAAGGGAAAUGUUAUGAUAGCUAUUCAACAAGAACCAACACCCGACAUUAGUCCAGAAACGCUCGGGGCGUUAAGCGCCUUAAUGCUCGCACAAGCACAAGAAAUAUUUGUGUAUAAAGCAAUUCAUGAUUCUAUGAAAGAUGGUAUUGUCGCUAAACUAGCAGCACAAACAGAAGAAUUGUAUGCGGUUGCUUUGAAGAUGUUUCAAAAAGAGAUUUUCCGUGCGUUUUGGGAUAAAGAAUGGGUACCUUUGAUAGCAGGUAAACAAGCUGGUUACCGUGCUAUGGCUGAAUAUUAUCAGUCGCUUGUAUGCAAAAACAAUAAAAUGAUUGGAGAAGAAAUUGCUAGAUUAGAGCAUGCUAUGGAGUUAUUCAAAGCUGCUCAACAAAGAUCAAACAAGCCUAAUUUGUUCCAAGACUGCGCUAAUAAAACGCAAAGAAAUUUAACGGAGGUGAAGAAAGAUAAUGAUUUUAUAUAUCACGAAAGGAUUCCAGACAUCAAGAAUUUGGAAUCUAUAGGAAAAGCUACCGUUGCUAAACUACUUCCGCUUCCUGAGACGUUCAGUUCUAAUUUUAAAGAUCUUUUUGCGGAAUUGCUGCCUGUUAGUAUACACCAUGCAUUGUCAGCUUACGAAACUCGUCGCAAUGAACUUGUCAAUUAUGAAGUUUCGAAUUUACGGGAAAUGACCCAACUUCUAAAUAGUGUUUUGGCAAGUUUGAAUCUACCAGCAGCUAUUGAAGAUACCAGUGGAACAGAAAUACCUCAAUCAUUGUUAGAAAAAGCUCAUUACGUACGAGACACAGGUAGAAUAAAAGGUUUAGAAGCAUCCAUGGAAGAGUUGCCAGACUUAUUGCAACGUAAUAAAGAACUUCUAGAUGAGUCUGAGAGAAUGCUACAAGAAGAACGUGAAUCUGAUAACCAAUUACGAGAUCAAUUCAAAGAACGUUGGAAGAGGAUACCGAGUGCCCGAUUGACAGAACAGUUUACUGUCAAUUUACAAAAAUAUCGCGAGAUUAUUAAUAAUGCAGUUGCUGCUGAUAAAGUAGUUCGUGAGAAAUACGAAAAUCACAAAGAAGGAAUGGAAUUUUUAAGUUUGGAUGAGGAUGAACUUACCAGAGCUGUUCCGCAGGGUUCAGCUGUUCAAGAGAGUAAUGUUGUUAAGCAACUUAGGAAAUUAAUGGAAGAUGUAGCUGUUUUGAAAGCUGAACGUGAUACCAUCGAAAGUGAAUUUAAAUCCGCUACCAAUGAUAUGAAAAGUACAUUCCUAUCGGCCUUAGUCAAAGAUGGUGCGAUCGAUGAACCGAAUAUAUCUGUUGAGAAUUUAGGGAAAUGUUACGGGCCUUUGCAAAAACAAGUACGAGAGAAUAUAGCGCGCCAGGAAGAAUUAGUUACUGAGAUUCAGCGUUGCCAUGCAGAAUUUACAAACGAACAAGUCGGUGCUGGUAGUUCACGGGAAACAAUGCUCUGUAAACUAGCUUCUGCCCACGAUGCAUUUAAAGAACUCAAAAAUAACUUAACAGAAGGAGCUAAGUUUUAUAAUGAUUUAACACAGUUAUUGGUGGUUUUCCAAAACAAGAUAUCCGAUUUUUGUUUCGCUCGAAAAACUGAAAAGGAGGAGUUACUAAAAGAUUUAACGACAAAUUUGAGCCAUACUGGCCCUGCUACGACGCCGAACAUUCCAUCUCAUCAUAGUGGUCCAUCUGGCAUGAGCCAAACAACGGAUACUGCUUUAUCAUCGCAGCUACCUUAUCCUGUGCAACAAGGUGGUAUGCCCAUGCCUUAUGGUGUUACACCAGCACCAUACCCAGCAUAUGUGCCUCCACCUAUGCCAGCAGCUUACAAUCCGUAUGCUACGAUACCGUAUCCUACGCAAGGGGGAUAUAAUCCGUAUCAGCCAUUACCUCAAGUUCCAUAUGGCGCUUAUGCAACGUUACCACGUUAUAGUGGUGCUCAAACACCACGUGGUCCAAAUCCAUGGUAAAAGUUAUACAGGCAUGUAGCAUUCAUAACUUUAGGGUAUAUUAUAUGGUAUAUGUGAUUUUGCGCAGUUCAUAAUUAUAUUGAUUAAAGUAAAUCAAGCAUUUUGAAUAUAUAAAUUCUAAAAAGACCCGCUAUUAACAAACAAAUUUAUAGAGACAGUGGUUACAUUUGACAUAAGUUAAUAUAUAUGUUAGCACUUGUGUUCCCGACAAGGUUUUAGAAUAAUGUUUUCAAUGAUUAAAAGCGUUUAUGCUUCCCCUAGCUUACGCUUAUUAAGAUAUUUCGCUAUCUUCGCAGGUCUUUUGAUUGAUGAUGUUAGAAACGAAAAAGAGAUAUGUUCAAUAUUCUUGCAAAAUUCAAUAAAAUAAAAAAAUAUAUUCAUAAAACAGCACAAUCUAUUGAACAUGUUUGUAAAAUAUUUUAGGCAUUUUCUCCUAUAACAAUAAAUCUUAAAAUUAAUGCGACAUCUAAUGUCAUAUUAAUUUCAAAGUGUUACUAUUUUAACUUAUAUUUUCUUAUAAUUCUGCCAUAUUAAUUUUAUGGUUAUUGAUGAAAUAAACAGAAAGAGUUUGGACUAUUUUAUAUAUCU
Harpegnathos saltator (Jerdon's jumping ant) is the source of this 3106-nucleotide messenger RNA. RefSeq names its product programmed cell death 6-interacting protein-like protein AliX (gene ALiX). Gene Ontology annotation, molecular function: protein binding. The record is from RefSeq and is a predicted model, not a curated record. Gene Ontology annotation, biological process: mitotic cytokinesis. Gene Ontology annotation, cellular component: endosome. The coding region runs from base 62 to 2518 and encodes 818 amino acids. NCBI's taxonomy places the organism in Eukaryota, Metazoa, Arthropoda, Insecta, Hymenoptera, Formicidae. The transcript has 15 exons.